Molecule: messenger RNA, 5164 nt
Organism: Tarenaya hassleriana
Lineage: Eukaryota; Viridiplantae; Streptophyta; Magnoliopsida; Brassicales; Cleomaceae
Exons: 22
Coding region: 745-4614 (1289 amino acids)
Biological process (GO): cellular response to calcium ion
Cellular component (GO): plasma membrane
Molecular function (GO): calcium-dependent phospholipid binding
Source: RefSeq, a predicted model, not a curated record
CUCUGAAAUAAUUUCUCUCUAUGGCUAUUUCUGGCUCAUGAUUCUUGGUGCUACUUGAUUAGUGUUAGUUCUUCCUAGGGUUACAUUCAAUUUUCUUUUCUGGUGAGGAUUUCUUCUCUCCGAUUGAUGCUGUCGAAAUUGUGAUCGAAUUGCGUGCCGCGACAUGUUUUGAUUAGAGUUUUUGCCUUGUGUUUUGUUCCACGAUCCCUGCCUACCUUUUUCACCUCUCGAGAAGAAAGAGGGUCGCGUGAAUUUUACUCAGGUUCGUGGUUCUCUGUCUUUCUGGAAGGAUCUUCGAUGGCUGAGACUACUGGGCGUUUUCUGGUUCGUCGUUGAGAAUUUUUGGUUUAAGAAGCUUUAACAAAAAUGUGUGUACUUGGCUUAGCAGAGGUAUGCGAGUAAUGUGCCAAGAGCACGGUUUUGGUAAGAAUCACGUAGGUAGAACCCAUCCUAAAAGGGUAUGCCUAAGGGCCUUAUAUGCCCCACAUGAACAUGAAGUCCUAUUUUGCAUUCCCAAAUUUGUUUGGCUUGUGAAUGGGAUACACUACAGCGGAUCCUUGUCUUUUCCUUUUUUAAUUCCGUCGCUCUUAUGUCUUGUUUUACCGGUUUCUGUUUCAUGUUUUGCCGUCCAGGUGUUAUUGUGUUCAUCAGUGUAUUGUGAAAAUUAAGAUAACUCAUUGCUGCCUGGCUUAUCUCCGUUUCCAACUAGAAACUGCUCAUCAGAAGCAGUUGUGAGCUGGAAAAAUGACUGAGACGAUGGAGAUGGAAAUGGAGUUCUCUGAUGGUGAAGAAACUAAUGGUGUUGCACAUAUCCCCGCAACUUUUGUUACCCCAUCUCGUAAUCAUGUAUAUGACAGGGCUGCUAGUUUGGCUGCUAGUUUGGCUGCUCAUGGAAACUCAUCUGGUGCAUUAGAUAAAGGGAUAGAGAGGGUGUAUCAUGAAAAGCUUCCUGGUUUUAUUUUCAUGUGUAACGGCAAAACGAAACCUGACUGCUACCGUUAUCGUGUUUUUGGGCUUCCAAAAGGGAGGAAAGACAUCAUCGAUAAUAUAAAACCAGGCAUGAAGCUUUUCCUGUAUGACUUUGAGAAAAGACUUCUGUAUGGCAUAUAUGAAGCUAUCGGUGGUGGCAUGUUGAAUAUAGAACCAGAUGCUUUUGAGAAGAAAUAUCCAGCUCAGGUUGGAUUCAGAAUUUUCAGGAACUGUUAUCCCUUAUCAGAGAGCACUUUCAAGUCUGUGAUCCAUGAAAAUUACAGAGGCGACAAGUUUAAGCAAGAACUCAGUCCUCACCAAGUUACAAUUCUUCUAUCAUUGUUCCGUUCGUUUACUGCUCCGGAACUUGAUUCAGUGCCUCAGAUGUUGGCUUCUAGGUUGUCCUCACCUAGGACACUAUCAUUUGAAGAACGUUUCAUAGCUUCUGGGAAACUUCGACUCACGUCAUCAAUGCUACAUCCUGCGUCUGUUGACCAUACAGAACCACGUCACUACUCUCGUAUGGCCCACCAGUCUGUUGCUCACAAUACAUCUUCAGUCCAGCGUAGUUACUCCAGACAACCUGAUUAUUCAAACCCAUUGAGGGGGUUGUCAAGUCUAGAUAAGCAGUAUUGUCCUACAGAAGUUCGGCAGCAGCGCUUGCUUGGAGACCCUCCCCGGUCAUCUAUUCAAGACCCUCAACUCAAAUACUUGACCAUUUUAUCAAAUAUACGGAGAUACGGAACUGACCGAGAGCAUUCGGCCUCAGAAACUGAGUAUCAUCCUGCAACGCCAUUAGGGAAUGAGCAUUAUACUUCAAACUAUCCUGGUAAUGGUUAUUAUCCUUCGGCCUUAACAGGAAAUGAAGUUUCUUCUGCCUCUGCAGCCAGUGUGAAUGUUUAUUACCCUUCGACAACCUCUGCAAAUGAGUUUUAUACUUCGGCCUCACAAAAGGAAGGGGAAACAAGUCAGACGGCUGCCAACUACUACCCCCAGCAAGUAUCCACGGCUUCAGAUGCCACAGUUUCCGUUCAAUUAGAUGCGCAGCCUGUCCAUGCUGCACAGUCUUAUGCCGAGACUAGUGGGUAUCCUUCACUAGCACAUGGUCAAGAAACUGGGAGUGCUCCACAGCCAGCCGCUGAAACGAUUGGUUAUGCGGGUUAUGCCCAUCAACCACACAGUGUACCGGUUGCAUAUACCACUCAUCCACACCAAGGAAGUGUGGAGUAUAAUGGGCAAUCAUAUGCAGCAGCAAUGGGUUACACUCAUCAGCAACCAUAUGGAAAUGCAACUGGAUAUACUCCACAGAUCUAUGGAAGUGCAACCGGAUAUACUCAACAACAAUAUGUUGCAGCGUACGGGUAUGCUCCACAAACCCACCAAGCUGAAGUUGUUGAAAACUCUCAACAAACGGCUGAGCCACAAUCUGCUUUACCGGGGUCAACUGGAACGGCUGAUUGGAAUUCAAACCAGCCAUAUUCCGGAACAGCUGAUUGGAGUGCUGUGUAUCAGCCUUACUACCCUUACACAGCAGAUUCCACCACCACCACUACCUCCUAUAACCAAACAUGUUGUAAAAGAUCCCGACGUUUUUCUACCUGUUGGAAGCAUGGACUCAAACUGUUGGAGGCUACUGACCAUGCAACGAGGGCCAAGUUCCUAAGAAUGGAGUCUCCUGCUUGUCUGCUAAGGAGAAAAAGGAACGCGGUUAAUGGCGUCAGUCAGACCGUAGACUCGGAUACAACUGGGUCCCACCUUUUCCCUGUCCAGAAUUUUUCCUCCCUUUUUUAUUUCUGGUUUUUCUGUGUCCCACUCCUGUUUUCUGUCUCUUCUUCUUCUUUGGAAUCGUCAAAUGGCUUUUUCUGUUGUUCGAUCCAGCACCUGAUCCGCAGAUUUCGACGGAGUAUUAUCUUUAUGGGAAACUGCUGCUCCGAUGUGGCCUCCGGAGGUGGCGGCUUGUACGGUGUCGGUGGAACUGCUUCCUCCGCCGCCGGCAACGAUGCCGUUGACUACUACCUCAAGUCUCGCGGCUAUCAUGGACUUUUCUCUCAGAUCGAGCUAUCGUUUUCUGCUUCCGAUCUGCGAGACCGGGACGUGCUCUCAAAGAGCGAUCCAAUACUGGUGAUUUAUACGAAAGGAAGAGAUGGAGCUCUUACAGAAGUAUUCCGUAGUGAAGUUGUUUUGAAUUCCUUAAACCCAAAAUGGAUUAGGAAGUUUACGAUCACUUAUCAAUUUGAGAUGGUGCAAACAUUGUUGUUUCGUGUGUAUGACAUUGACAAGCAGUUUCAAAAUUCAAGAGAGGAGAUGCUCAAGCUCGACGAACAGCAGUUUCUUGGUGAGGCAACUUGUGCACUGUCUGAGAUCGUCACAAAAUCGAACAGGACAGUUACCUUAGAACUCAUGGGUAAAGAAGGUUAUGCUCCACAGACUCGGUCACAGAACCAUGGAAAGCUUAUUGUCCAUGCUGAGGAGUCUGUUGCUUUUAAGACUACAACAGAGAUUGUAUUUAGGUGCUUGAAUUUGGAAUCGAAAGAUCUUUUCUCAAAAAGUGACCCCUUUUUGGUGGUAUCAAAGAUUGUAGAGCAGGGGGUUCCAAUCCCCGUGUCUAAAACUGAAGUCAUAAUGAAUGAUCUCAACCCAACAUGGAAACCACUCUUUCUAAGUGUUCAACAAGUGGGAAGUAAGGACAGCCCUCUGAUUAUAGAGUGUUUUGACUAUAAUAGCAAUGGAAAACACAAUCUCAUCGGAAAAGUUCAGAAAUCGCUUUCAGACUUAGAGAAGCUUCAUUUUGCUGGCCAAGGAAUCAGUUUAUCUUUAUCAGCUGGACAUAAACAUGAAGACCGGACUUUGAAGAGCCAGCUUUACGUGGACAAGUUUUCCGAGACUGUCCAGCAUACUUUCUUGGAAUACUUGGCAUCAGGUUUUGAAUUGAACUUCAUGGUGGCAAUUGAUUUCACUGCUUCCAAUGGAAAUCCCCGCCUUCCAGAUUCUUUGCAUUACAUUGAUCCUUCAGGAAGACUAAAUGCCUACCAGAGAGCAAUAGUGGAAGUUGGAGAAGUGUUGCAGUUCUAUGACUCCGACAAACGCUUCCCAGCAUGGGGAUUUGGAGCACGCCCUAUUGAUGGUCCAGUGUCACAUUGCUUUAACUUGAACGGAAGCAGCACCUACUGUGAGGUGGAAGGAAUCCAAGGUAUCAUGAUGGCAUACACCAGUGCCCUCUUCAACGUCUCUCUUGCUGGUCCUACCCUUUUUGGCCCAGUGAUCAAUGCUGCUGCAACAAUCGCCAGCCAGUCUGUUGCACAAGGAGGACGAAGAUACUAUGUCUUAUUGAUCAUAACGGAUGGAGUAAUAACAGAUCUCCAAGAAACAAGAGAAGCAUUGGUGAGUGCAUCAGACCUGCCCUUGUCAAUCAUCAUCGUAGGGGUCGGAGGAGCUGACUUCAAAGAGAUGGAGAUAUUAGACGCUGACAAAGGAGAUAGGCUGGAGAGCUCAAGCGGGCGUGUGGCUUCACGUGACAUUGUCCAAUUCGUCGCAUUACGAGACGUACAAUAUGGGGAGGUUUCAGUAGUGCAAUCGAUUCUAGCUGAACUUCCCACACAAUUUUUGACGUACAUGAGGCUCAGAAAUAUCACGCCAUCUACCUGACCAUGUAAAAGACAGAUGCCAUGCAUACAUAUAUAUAUAUAUAUAUACAUAUAUGUGUGUGUACAUACAUUUACACGGGGCUGUCGAGGAGAUGGAGCGAGACGCUGCCAAAACGCCGCCGUUUUAGGUGCAGAAUUGGUUUAUUUCUUUCCACUUUCUCUCUCCAUCCAAACCGUGCAAGUGAAGUGGAUGACAAUGCGGUUUCUUUGAACGAAAUCUCUUUUCCGACAACUGUUUGAAAAAGUUGGAUGAUUUGUUGUCGUUGGGUUUUCUGCGUUUGAUCAUUUUAUAUUGUCUGAAGUCUGAAGCUGUUUUGUGCCGAUUGUCUACUGAAGAUACAUACGUAUUCUGUACCUUUUUUUUUGUCCUAUGGACCAUAAAAAAGGGUUUUUGUAGUUUCAUUUUGUCAUUUGGCUGCGCUUUCUCGGACAGGCGGCGGAGGCACGAGCUGCCGGUUUCUACGGCUGUCGUUUUUUUUUCUGAUUGGAAGGUCAACGGACAGAAAUUUUCUUCACGGAUAGUUUUUCUAUUUUUUGAUCAUGAUACUAAA